Molecule: messenger RNA, 1191 nt
Organism: Pseudocercospora fijiensis CIRAD86
Lineage: Eukaryota; Fungi; Ascomycota; Dothideomycetes; Mycosphaerellales; Mycosphaerellaceae
Exons: 10
Coding region: 1-1191 (396 amino acids)
Source: RefSeq, a predicted model, not a curated record
AUGGUCAUGGACGAAUACACCCUAGCAAAGUUUCGCAAGCGGUACUCUACCGUCUUCACUAAGGCUCACGAGCUGAAGUCAGCAUGUGCGGAUCAUCUUCGUAUCAGCAUCGUGAUGGAAAGGGUCGAUGACGGUACCAUAUAUCAUUGGAACUCAGACCCAAGAAUCACUCGAAAGGACGGCUCUGCAGAAUCUUGGCCGCCGGCCGAAGAACUCAUGUUCACUGAUGGUGAAAGACUCAAGAACAUGAGUCCUGAGGUACUUGGCCGGGAACGAGCUCGGCGACUUGAUCGUCGCUUGUCCCGACGUGCUGGAACGUCAGCACAGAUCGACGACGAUGAUGCCUUUGCUGCCCAUUCAUCUGACUUUCUCGAGCUAAGCCUCGGAUUCGAAGAAGAAGAGCAUGAUGGCGGCAAUAAUGCUGCUUCGGAGCCUCGUACGCCAGAGGAUCUGGGGGAGGACGCAUUCGACGUGUUCCAAGACAACUUCGAACAGCUGUUUGGACUGGCCCCAGAUGCUUACAACUCAGAUCUGUUGCAAACAUUGGUAGAAUCCUACCCAGUGGCCUCUGGGACUGAAACUACAGCAGGUGAAGUUCCUGAUCCGCAGAAGCUGAAUGCAUCUCAGACGAAUGGUGCUUCGAACAGAGCAUCGUCCAUUGCCAGGACAAGGAUGGCGAAUCUAGACUUGUAUCGGGGCCAGUCAAGCAAGCGACCUGCUGCAUCGCCGGUCGAUCAACGAGAGCUAUCGGAGAGUCGUGGUCGUCAAAUGGAGCCCGGAGAGUCUCAAGGAAUCAAGAACAAACGACUUCGUAGUACGAGGUCGAAUCAAAUUACAAUUCCAUCCGCGAUAGCAUUGCCAGAGUCUCCUAUGCAUUCACAGAACCGCGAAGUAUCACAUGAGAAGCUGUCUUGUCAGCUUAGCCAGACGGCCAUGAGCAUUCUGACCUCCAUCGCAGCGAUAGAACCAUCUGCAGUGGCUAACAGAUGGGCUGGGUGGGGGGCGCAUUCUCGUCACCGUCUCAACCAAAACUGUGUAACUGGUGGCAGUCGUGGUAGUUGUCAUUGCUCGACUGCUGCGGACACCGAAGCCCAAACCAGGAUGAAGGAGAGAGAAUGGGCCAUGUACGACCUCACCACAACAAAAGCCCACUUUGGACUACACCUCUUGCUUUUUAGCAUAUCACUGUAA